GCGCGCGUGUGUCGGUCGCCUCCUCUAUUUGCGUAGCGGAGGCUCCACCUCAAGCAUUGCAGUGACCUCAGCAGUGGGCUGAAUUGAGCUGGGUGGGAUUUUCAGGCUCGUAUUCCCGAUCGCGUAUUCUAGGCACGAUUUAACGGUGUAUGUGACGGAGCGAAUAAGCGUUUAGCCGGCUCGCGCUGAACGGUGCAGGAUUUGUGUUUGUGUUUGCGUGCAUCUGACGAUAGGGAUCAAAUAAACGAGGAAUGUGGGAUUUACAGAAUGCCCAACAGCGUUGGAAAAAGAUUUAAACCCACCAAAUACAUCCCGGUGUCCACUGCCGCCACUCUUCUGGUGGGAUCCACUACUUUAUUCUUCGUUUUCACGUGCCCGUGGUUAACCAAGGCCAUCUCCCCUCUUGUGCCUCUAUACAAUGGCAUCAUCUUCCUCUUUGUGUUGGCUAACUUCAGCAUGGCCACCUUCAUGGACCCUGGAGUCUUUCCCAGAGCGGAUGAGGACGAAGACAAAGACGAUGAUUUCCGAGCUCCGCUUUAUAAAAACGUGGAGAUAAAGGGAAUUCAGGUGCGGAUGAAGUGGUGUGCCACGUGCCACUUCUACAGACCUCCGCGCUGCUCACACUGCAGCGUGUGUGACAACUGUGUGGAGGACUUUGACCACCACUGCCCAUGGGUGAACAACUGCAUUGGUCGGAGGAAUUAUCGCUAUUUCUUCUUGUUCCUGCUGUCUCUAAGUGCUCACAUGGUGGGCGUAUUUUCCUUUGGCCUGCUGUUCGUGUUACACCACCUUGAGACUCUGAGUGCACUCCACACAACUGUGACUCUUGUGGUUAUGUGUGUGACUGGCCUGUUCUUCAUCCCUGUUAUGGGCCUCACUGGGUUUCACAUGGUUCUUGUAGUCAGAGGACGGACCACAAACGAACAGGUGACAGGAAAGUUCAGAGGAGGAGUGAAUCCAUUCACUCGGGGUUGCUGUGGCAACGUGAAACACGUCUUAUGCAGUCCGCUUGCUCCUAGGUAUAUCGCUGAUCCCAGGAAGAAAAUUCCUAUCGCUUUGAAACCACCAUUCCUCCGCCCUGACCUCUCUAACCGACACGUCACUGUAAAAGUCAGUGAUAAUGGUAUCCAUAGUAACAUCCUACGAAGCAAAUCUAAGACUAGUCUGGAUGGUGUGGAUGAUAAAAGUAUAGAUAAACAGCCACCUCUGCCACCAAAAGCAGAUCGCUACAACCAGCUCAAGAGUCAACUGACCUCCAGCGAAGGCAAUUCCCUGUCCAGCAAACCCACCAACCCAUCCACCCCAGCCAUGUACAAAUACCGACCUUCCUUCGGCACCAUUCCUAAAGUGCACUAUCACGCAACCGGAGAGAAGAUUGUAAUGUCCGAGAAUGGUAAGCCCUCUGCAGUUUUGGAGGAGCGAGGUCACGACUACCGUUCAGAGCCAAAUCUGGACCUGCCAGACUACCGAAGCACUCCUCUCCACCGAACGUACCAGUCUUCCCCUUUCCAGCUGGACUCUUUCAGCACGACGUCUCGCUCCUUCAGCCUCAAACAGGGAGUGAACAGGGCCGACCGUGUGCCACUGGGUGGCAGCAAACCAGAAACGGUCACUUCCACCCCUCACAAAGGAGUCUUCUCUCCUGGGACGUUAUCUGGCCGCAAUGGCAGCCUGUCCUACGAUAGCUUGCUAACCCCCAGCUUAACACCAUCUCUGGGCGAAUGUGCUGCCCACCCGGGAGUGCCCUCUAUGGGUUUUCAUUCACCCUACUUGCCCUCUAAAAUGUGCCACGUGCGAGGGCCUGAGCUUCAACGACACGCCGGUCCCCCGUCCUACAGCCCUGUGCACGUAGGAGCGAUGUACGGGCGGCAGUCACCCCACCCGAGAGAUCGAGACCGAGAUCCCUCACCAGUCCGCUACGACAACCUCUCCAAAACCAUCAUGGCCUCCAUCCAGGAGAGGAAGGAGUUUGAGGAGAGGGAGAAACUCAUGCUUCGGCACGCUCAAGCGCCGGUGGCCUACGCCAACGAUUCAGGUGUGUUUGACACCUGCAGUGGAGCCGCCUAUGGACUCCCACCUGGGACGUGUUACCCUGACAGUCCUAGAGGCCCCGGACCCCGAGAGCCCACCCCUCCUGUGUGCAGCUCUCGGGACACCUUGAUGGGAUACGCUCCCCGAACCCCUGUUCUGCGUUCCUCUGCAUCCUCGCUCACCAGAGCACCGAGGACUUCAACUACGUCCCUCCACACAGAUGGAGGCAGUGCAAGCAGGACAGCCGAACACCAAUAUCGCUCUCCGGUGCACCAUUCGCAUCACUCUCCGACAGCUGUGCCCCGUUCCCCAUUAUACGCACAUCAGAAGGUCGCCUUCAUUAACGCCCUGGAGAGGGCGGACUCACCACGUCUGGGUACAAGAGAGGACCUCGGUCCAGGUAAAGUCAACGGGCAACUAAAGGGCCAAGCACGUGACUGCCAUCUAGGGACUCCUUCUGGAACUCCCAGCAGACACACCAAUGUCAAAAAGGUCACAGGAGUGGGUGGAACUACAUAUGAGAUUUCUGUUUGACGGACAGCUUGAGAGCCACUGCCUGUGAGGAAAAGCACUGCCAUGGCAACACCACCUCCACUUGUGCUCAAGAGAACAAGUUUCUCUUUCUUUUCGCAGUUUUAUGAAAUUAUACUCACCGAUCAGGAGACGCGCACUCGCGCAGUAUCUGGGGCAGGUCUUUUGGGAGAAGAUUUUUCAUUGGCCUUUUCUUUGUUAAAGAGACUUUCCAUGUGUAAAAUUUAACAGGAGCCGCUUAAUCGAAAGAGCCUUGUAUGUUUUUUUAAAGUGUCAGCCGUCAGAAGAUAUAAAUCGCACACACAACUGAAAAUACUGGCUUCAAUCGCUUCAAAUGGAAUAAAAAAAAAGUCUAUAUACCAUUAAGGGCUGAAUAUGUACAAUGUCAGUUCAGUUGUUUGUAUAUAAAAGGUCAAAGGUCACUUAUUGAAUGCAAAUGUGCUCAGUAUGCUGAUCUUUCACACACUUGAAUGUGAGUGUAUAUGUACAUGCACAUGCCAGUAACUCCAUUACUACUAUAUUUUUGUCAUUAUACUGAUCUAAUAAUCAGGGUUUCAUCUCAAAUGCAUUUCUCUGUUAAAAAGAUAGUUUACCUAAAAAUGAAAACCAAUGUUCUUUAAAAUAUCUCAAAGAAACUCAUAGAGAUUUAAAACAACAUGAUGGUGAGUCAAUGAUGACAGAAUUUCAUUUUUGGGUGAACUAUCCCUUUAAGCUAUCAGGUUCAAACAAACCAUAACAGCACUUGGGUACUUUAAAAACCUACAAUGAAGUUUUAUUUUUCAAAUAUGGUGGUCAUUUACACUUUUUACUAAUGUAAAACUAUAAGCUGCCAUAGAAAUAAACAUACACUUGUAUAUGUAAUAUAAAAAAAAAAAAUUUAAAGUUUCAAAUGGUGGAUACUGGGCAUUAUCGCCAGUGUUAAAACUUUCUUUCAAACUUUGUUUUUCUUUAUAAAAAGUAUUUUGUAGUGGCAGAGAUAUGAAUAUGUUAACAGAAACACACCACUGUGUAUUAGCAGUACAGGCCACAUGUUAAAGCCAUAUUCUAACGUUUUACAGUAAUGAUCUUCAUCUUUUAACAUACAUUUGAAAAAUACUCCUUCCUUUGUUACAUAAAGGACUUAAGGAGUUGAAGACUGAAAGCAAGAUCUGCAAUAUCCAAGUUUUUUAUUGCUUUACCAUUUCCCUUUACCUGAAAUAGAUUAGAAAAACAUGAUGAUUCAUGGCUACAUCCCAAAUAUUUUUCCAUUUCUUUUAUUUUUAUAACGUUUGUGUUUUUUUUAAACCCAACUUUCAAUGGUUUGGUAUAUUUCACUUUUUAUACAGAUAUUCAAAGGGGUGUUUGUAUUUUUGGAGUGGAUUUUUCUUCUUUUUCUGCAUAUUUUAUAAUUUAUUUGUACAAAUUAGUUAGUACGCAUUGCCAUUUUGAUUAGUUGAAAGUAGCACUUUCUGUUAAGAUUUUUUUUUCUUCAAUGAACGAAUGUUAUUAUAGGAUGUCUUAGGAAAGGAUCUUCAGGAAAGUUACACGUGUAGUAAAGAUGCUUGUUUCUGAAUGCUGGAUCCAUUUGAGAGAGUUAAGAAAAAAAACUGUCAUAACGACAUAUGACACAUGGUCUUUAUACCCUGUCGUUCAAAAGUUUAGGGUCAGUAGUU
Molecule: messenger RNA, 4214 nt
Organism: Rhinichthys klamathensis goyatoka
Lineage: Eukaryota; Metazoa; Chordata; Actinopteri; Cypriniformes; Leuciscidae
Gene: zdhhc8b
Product: zinc finger DHHC-type palmitoyltransferase 8b
Exons: 11
Coding region: 268-2565 (765 amino acids)
Biological process (GO): protein palmitoylation
Molecular function (GO): palmitoyltransferase activity
Source: RefSeq, a predicted model, not a curated record